Ilex paraguariensis (yerba mate) is the source of this 1635-nucleotide messenger RNA. The record is from the annotation of a GenBank genome assembly. NCBI's taxonomy places the organism in Eukaryota, Viridiplantae, Streptophyta, Magnoliopsida, Aquifoliales, Aquifoliaceae.
AUGUCAAGAAUGGUGCGGCUUUUCUGCUAUGUUUUAUUAUUCGUGGGGCUUCUGAAUGCCUGUGUACAGGUUGAAGGUCUUGGUGUGAACUGGGGUACGGUAGCAACCCACAAACUGACGCCUAAAGUAGUGCUCCAGAUGUUGAAAGACAAUGGUAUUCAGAAGGUGAAGCUUUUUGGUUUCGACAACAAGAUCUUAAGUGCUCUGGCUGGUUCCGGGAUUGAAGUCAUGGUGGCAAUUGCCAAUGAUCAGCUAGUGGUUCUCAACAAUUAUGGCAAAGCCAAGGAUUUUGUAGAGCAAAAUGUUACUCGUUACAAUCCCAAAUCCAGUAAAGGUGUUAACAUUACAUUCGUGGCAGUCGGCAACGAGCCUUUCCUUAAGGAUUUCAACGGUUCCUUGGUGAAUGUAACCUUCCCGGCUCUUCAGAACGUCCAAAACGCACUCAAUGAAGCUGGGAUUGGAGACACUACAAAGGCAAUCAUUCCCUUAAACGCAGAUGUUUACUUUUCGCCGGACUCCAAUCCCGUCCCCUCGGCCGGGCAGUUCCGGCCAGACAUCAGUGAACAAGUGAUCAAGAUUGUCCAGUUCCUAAACAAGAACAAGGCGCCCUUCGUCGUGAAUGUGUACCCUUUCCUCAGUCUUUACUACGGCAAUGGCCAAUUCCCUUUCGACUAUGCCUUCUUCGAUGGUGUGAACAAUCCCCUUGUCGAUAAUGGGGUAGUAUAUACCAAUGUUUUCGAUGCCAACCUAGACACCUUGGUUUCGGCCUUGAAAGCUGAAGGCUUCGGCACCAUGACCAUUAUGGUUGGUGAGAUCGGAUGGCCUACGGAUGGGGACAAGAAUGCCAAUAUGAAGUUAGCUUCAAGGUUUUACAAUGGCCUUUUACCAAGACUUGCAGCCAGUAAAGGCACUCCACUGCGUCCUGGAUAUAUAGAAGUUUACUUGUUUGCACUUUUUGAUGAGGAUGCUAAGAGUAUUCUUCCUGGGAAUUUUGAGCGUCAUUGGGGUAUCUUUGGGUACGAUGGGCAACCCAAGUUCCCUCUUGAUCUUUCUGGUCGGAACAAGAGUAUGCUCAUGCCAGCACGGAACGUGACUUAUCUUCCUAAGAAAUGGUGCAUGCUUAAACCAGAGGCCCAUAAUUUCACCAUAAUUGAAGAAAAAGUUAAGUAUGCUUGCACAUUUGCAGAUUGCACAGCUCUCAGCAAUGGGUCAUCCUGUAAUGGCUUGACAUAUAAUGCGAAUGUUUCUUAUGCAUUCAAUGCCUACUUCCAGGCCCAGAAUCAGGUGGAUGGGAGUUGCGAUUUCCAGGAUCUGGCCAUAGUUACCACUAAGAAUAUAUCUCAAGCAAAUUGCAAUUUUAGUAUUCAGAUAGCACUCCCUAUUUCCCCACCACCGACCCCUUCUCCAGCCCUUUCUCCAGCAUCCAAUCCUUCUGCGCCUACCGGCCAUAGCCCGAAAACACCUUUUGAUUCUGGUUCUGGUUCUGGUUCCGGUUCCGGUUCCGGUGUUGCUGCUGCUGGUCCUGCUUAUGCUUCCCCUGAAGGGCACUCACCCUUGGCUUUGGCGUUUUUAACUGUAACUUCUGUUGUUCUUUCACUAGAUGGCUCGUGUGUACUAAUUCCAUUUUGUUUUUAA